AUGGCUAAACUGUUGGCACUGUUCACGCUGCUGCUGUGCGUUGCCGCCUUGGCGCAUGCGCAAUUUGGCCAGGGCGGUUUCGGCCGUCCUGGCGGAGGUUUCGGGAGGCCCGGUGGUGGUGGUGGAUUUGGCCCUGGAGGAGGCGGCGGCUUCGGCCCUGGAGGAGGUGGCGGCUUCGGCCCUGGAGGAGGCCGUCCUGGAUUCGGCGGUGGCGGCUUCGGACCCGGAGGUGGUCGCGGCUUUGGCGGGUGA
Messenger RNA from Schistocerca piceifrons (Central American locust), 252 nucleotides. Its product is annotated as glycine-rich cell wall structural protein 2-like. Lineage: Eukaryota; Metazoa; Arthropoda; Insecta; Orthoptera; Acrididae. The transcript is spliced from 2 exons. The record is from RefSeq and is a predicted model, not a curated record. The coding region runs from base 1 to 252 and encodes 83 amino acids.